Messenger RNA from Sphenostylis stenocarpa, 1032 nucleotides. The record is from the annotation of a GenBank genome assembly. Lineage: Eukaryota; Viridiplantae; Streptophyta; Magnoliopsida; Fabales; Fabaceae.
AUGGGAGAAGAUCCACAGAAGCUGAAGCGAAUUGCGGCGGAUUCAUACGACUACGAGAACGACUCUCGAUGGCCCGAUUACUGGAGCAACGUUCUCAUCCCUCCCCAUAUGACCUCUCGCAGCGACGUCCUUUCCCACUUCAAGCGCAAGUUCUACCAGCGCUACGUUGAUCCUGAUCUUGUGGUGGAACCAAUGUCUGUUGGUGGCAGUUCAUCUCAGCCUGCACGUUCAUCAACAACCUCGUCAUCAUCAUCCCCCACAAAUAAUCAACCUCGUGCAAGAAGUUCUGCAUCAACUAAUAGAACUUCAGGGACGACAUCCACAACUCCAGGUCCUAAUCCAGCACCUUUGCGCUGGGAUCGGCAGACAGUUAUGUUUUCUGUCAAUGCUUGGGUGUUUGUUGUGGCUUUCCUUGCAGCCAUUCCGCUGGUACCAAAGCAUCUUUCUCAUAGGGCUUAUCGACUUUCGUUUUUGGGCACUACAUGCUCCUCUGUGUACUCAUUGUACUCACAAUAUGGAAAGCCAAGAGCAUGGAAUAUGCAGGCCCUGCAAGUUUACUUUCAGUCGAUAAUUGCUUCAAAGGAUUUUAUAUACUUCAUCUACUGCCUUACGUUUGUCACAUCUCAUCUUUGCCUAAAACUUGCUUUGAUACCUAUCUUAUGUUGGUCGUUUGAACAUGUUGCAAAGUUCCUUAGACGGAAUUUCAGUCGCUCCAUGUUGUACAGGAAGUACUUAGAAGAGCCUUGUGUUUGGGUGGAGUCAAACAAUUCUACCCUCAAUAUACUGACAUCACAUGCUGAGAUUGGACUUGGAUUCCUGCUGAUCAUCUCAUUGUUCUCGUGGCAGCGGAAUAUAAUACAAGCCUUCAUGUACUGGCAGCUUUUGAAGCUCAUGUAUCAUGUUCCUGUUACCGCCCCUUACCAUCAGAAUGUUUGGGCGCAAAUUGGGAGGAGUGUUAAUCCUGUUAUCCAACGCCACCUGCCAUUCUUGAAGACUCCUCUAACUGCAAUUCAAAGAUGGUGGCUAAGGUAG